CAAGCGUUACUUUUGUGAAACUGUCAACAUGCUCGCGCGACUUGGCGGGCCGUCGCAGGCGCGGAAGAAGUACGAGGAAGUGCUGCUACUACCUCGGAAACAACUGCAGCACAUGGACUUGUCGCCACCCAAGCCAAAGGUCGCGACGUCGUCGCUGGAGGGCGAACAUGGCUCGGGUGUAAUCAAGCGAAAGGAACUGUCCGAUGACGAGAACAAUGCCAUAUGGCGUCGGUGGAAGGACAAGAAGGAUGCGGAACGGCGGCGGCGGCGGCAGGCCAAGCCAGCGAUGUCCGACCAGGAGCUGACUCCUCUGGUCGAGCAAACCGUCGAAGAGUCGAGUACGAACGCCAUAAAAGCGGAAUUUCUCAAGUGGAAGCAAAAGAAAGACGGCGAACGGCGACGGGAAAAGCAGCGGAAGCGAGAGAUGCAAGCGUCCUGGGAGCGCGAGAAGGAACUUCAUCGACUGGCACUUCAAGAGAAACCACCACCGUCACAUCCGUUCCCGGCACUGCAUCCCACCCAGCAACAUCCUAGGAAACCCAAGGUCGACCCCGUUCGACUGCAGCAAGUCCAAGAGAAAGUCCUAGCAUCUCCGUAUGCCAAGCCCAGUCGACGGCGGCCGCCGCCGCAUGGAGGCUGCGUGCUGCCCCAGCUGGCCAAGGUUUCCGUUGCCACUGAGACGACUCGACCCGUGACGUCGUGCCGCUCUGCAGAGAGUCGGCCGUCCACAGAAGCAUCGGCGAUGUUCAUCGAAGCGCCUGCCGUGGACAUUGAACCGAGUUUAGAAUUGCAACACUUUCCGUCGUUGCCACCACCGUGUAGCGGUAGCUCGUCAUCUCGGCCUCAUCAGCGCAGCUCGAAUGAAGACGUGGCGACGUUGCCACCACUGCUGUCGGCGCUGACCUUGUUGGAGCGACGGGACGAAGAUGAGAGAGACGUGGAUCCGUCCCAGGUGUUCCCCAAGUCCGACGACCGUGGUGACGACGAGUAUGGCGAUAUUUAUGAAGACGGAGGGCAUGUUCAUUUAACAGCACCGCCACCACCUGUUCAAGAAAGGGACGCGACGUCGCGCGGCACGACCAGUGGGUAUGGCAGUGAAACGUGGGAGUAG
This is a messenger RNA of Aphanomyces astaci, 1111 nucleotides long. RefSeq lists its product as hypothetical. Lineage: Eukaryota; Oomycota; Saprolegniomycetes; Saprolegniales; Verrucalvaceae. The record is from RefSeq and is a predicted model, not a curated record. Bases 29 to 1111 code for a protein of 360 amino acids. The transcript has 5 exons.